This is a messenger RNA of Cladocopium goreaui, 1300 nucleotides long. NCBI's taxonomy places the organism in Eukaryota, Dinophyceae, Suessiales, Symbiodiniaceae. The record is from the annotation of a GenBank genome assembly.
GCGGAAAAGAUGGCCCGAACGGGAUUGGAACCCGCGAACAUUCGGCUCUAUGAAUUUGACAACAAGGCAGUGCUGGAGUUCCUGAGCCAUCUGCACGAUGCCAAAAAAGACUGGUGCAAACAGCAGGACACUUUCCGGCAUGAUGUCUGGCUGUCGCUGGCCAAGCCCACCAAGUCUGCUGCUGAUGUGCUGCACGUGGAGGCCUUGGUGGAAGUGCUUCAGAAGAUGAUUUUGCAUUUGCAGGCCUACUACCAUCAGAAGAUGCAACAGCAGCAGGAAGUCGUCCUGGUGCCUACGGAGCUCAGCAAAUCGCUGGAGGUGCCUGUGGAGAUGGAGAAGAUCCUGCAUCAACUGAAAUCAAAGUUCAGCAAUUCUGUCGAGGAUUGCGCCACACAGGCUGUGGAAUCUGCCCUGGCAGAAUUCAGUCAGGACGCCGACAAGGGUGCGUUUUUGUCACAUUUGGAGGCUUGUAGGCUUGCGAAGACCAAAAAGGAAUUUGUCACCGACAUCUCGAUGCUGAGACAAACGCAGAAUAAGGCCUCUGAAGGUGAAAGGAUCUGGAAGACCUUUGAAAACCGCAGCGUGAACACCCGAAGUUGUACUGAGGAAGGCUUGGUGAGCGCUGGCUCCGCACAGAGCUGCCAGAGAUUCUGCGAUGGGGAUCUCUCGACUGAUCCUUCAGAUCAAACUUGCAACACGGUGGUCUACGAAUCUGCUGGCGAUGAAGUGGGUUGGUGCACUUUGUGGUUUUGCCACCAUUGGGAUACUUUCCCGAGGGAUGAGGGAAAGGUCUUGUCCGUCAAACUGGAUGAGAAAGAGGAUCGCUCUCCCACUUUGCUGGAAGUCUUCCUCGCAGCGCCUGUUAUGGAACUCCGCCAUGCGGUGGCGGACAUUUUGAAGCACAACCUCAAGGAAAUGGUGGAAGAUCUUCUCAUUGACAAGACGAUGACCGCGAUUUGGAGGAAUCAAGUGCGUAGCCUUUGGCCGGAUGAUAUGGUGUGGCCGAAAAGUGGUGUUCUCGUUGAGGGCAUCUGGCGCCCCUUGUUGGCUGAAUGCUUGGUGGAGGACGGCACCUGGAUAAAUCCCCAGAGAACCAUGACACUCUCGAGAGGCCUCACUGGUUUGGACAACGGCUUCACAAUGCGAAUGACUUGGGCCAAGGGUGGGAAGCAGGUCACACAGAGACAUGAAUUCAAGAACGACUUCAAGGGCCCAUCUCGGAAGUGGUCUGAGUAUGUCAUCGUCAACGAACCUGAUGGAGGCUGCUCAGUUGAAGUGGAAAGCCAGUGGAUCUGGCAGG